Messenger RNA from Danio rerio (zebrafish), 4491 nucleotides. The record is from RefSeq and is a predicted model, not a curated record. NCBI's taxonomy places the organism in Eukaryota, Metazoa, Chordata, Actinopteri, Cypriniformes, Danionidae.
AUUGUAUAGCUCUAAAGCAAGCUGAUUAAUAAUAGCAUGGAAAAGACUGACCAGGACAAUCCCAGCACGCACACAACGUCAUAAGACGCUAAUAUUAAUUAGAUUAGAUUUAGGUUGUGACGUCAGGUAACCAAAAUUCAAUGUUUAGCCAGCUUUUAAGGACGACAAUAUUUUGAAGUCCAAUAACGACAUCAUAUGACAUAUAAAUGUUGUUGAUUUAAGUUGUGUUGUAAAGUAACCGAAAUCCAACAUCUCAUAGACAUCAUAGUGGUAAUGUCCAAACCCCGUUAAGCUGUAACACCAUUAGAUGCUUAUAUUUGGUUGACUUUAGGUUGGACAUCGAUGUAGGCCUGAAGUUGGGUUCUGACAUAAACCCGAUCUUGAUUUUUAAACAAAAUGGCGCCCCCACAGCUUUAAGGUAGGCUACAAUGUCAAUCUGACAUCAUGUUGACAUCCUGUGCCUACUGAGAUUUUUAGAAUUUCCUUUUGAUGACACGAUGAUUGUUAAGUAAUUUAACUUAAUCUUUGAUAACUAUGUGUAAUCAUAGCCAUAUGUGCAUUAGGUAUUGUGCGGUAGGUAAUGUGCAUUAGGCACUAUACUUUUUAUGUUGUACAUUAUUAAGGUGUCUAUUUCCCUCAUUUGAUGUAUCUUUUAACACAUUAUAUUAAAGAAUAAAUUAUCAUUAUUAUUAUUAUUUCUAAUUAGCCCACACAUAUGGUCCACGUGAGGAUGACACGCAAGUUACACUUUCAAAGUGAAAUUAUUAUUAGUCAGCCUUCACUUUUUGAUCUGCACGCCUAUGUGGUUUUAAAUCAGCUCUGUAGGAAAUGACGCGUUCCUCCGUCUAUGUUCUCAAAAAUCACACAUCCACUCCCAAAUUCUAGAUUGAGCCCCCAAUAAACGCUAAUGUUUCGCGCGCGCGUGUGGUAGUGUGUGCUUGAGAAAGAGAGAGAGAGUGAGAGAGCAGUCGCUGCGGUUUGAUCCUGUUCAUCCUUCACACCAGCAGCAGCAGCAGCAUCAACUCGGACUUUAUAGACUCUCCAUCCCACAGCCUGGAAUAUCAAACCGAGAAACAUGAGAUCGGACAUUAUGUGGAUGUAUCAAGCUCUUCUCUUUGUCGUACUGACCGUGAAUGUGGAUUGCAGAAAACAGACAUUGCAGAGGUAUCAGAAAAGUGAAAACAGCCGACUGCUUUGUACAGACUGUCCAGAAUCCCCUCGAAUUAGGAACCUGUCGCUGGAGGAAUGCGCACGCAAAUGUAGCAAGAGCAAGAAGUCCUGCAGGGCAUUCUACUUUGACCACAUAAACAGGAAAUGUCACUUUCUUCCUUUUGACCGUUUCUCCGAAGGCGCGAAGAGAGAGCGAAAACCCAGUUGUGACCUUUACGAGAAGAAAGACUAUGUGAGGGAGUGCAUCAUUGGGUCAGGUGUCAACUACAAGGGGAGAAGGUCAUUCACAAAGACUGGAAUUACGUGCCAAUCCUGGAAUAUGUCCGUCCCACAUGAGCACAAUUUUAAGCCUACCAGACACAAAAAGUCUGACCUACGUCAGAACUUUUGCCGAAAUCCAGACAAUGAUCCAAAUGGGCCCUGGUGCUUCACUGAACUCACUGAGACCCGGCACCAGGAUUGUGGACUGCCUCAGUGUUCAGAUGUGGAGUGUAUGAAAUGUAAUGGGGAAACCUACAGAGGGCCCAUGGAUCAUACAGAGAGUGGGAAAGAGUGCCAGAGAUGGGACUCGCAGAAACCUCAUAAACACACCUACCAGCCUCACAGGCAUGUAGGUAAAGGUCUGGAUGACAACUUCUGCCGCAAUCCCAAUAAUGAUGUUCGUCCGUGGUGUUACACGAUGGACAAAAACACCCCUUGGGAGUACUGUAACAUCAGUGUGUGUGACUCAGAUAGCGAUGUGGAAGUGGAGGUGACCAGCUCUUGUUUUCGGGGUCAAGGAGAGGGCUACAGGGGUACAGUCAACGUGACCCCUGCAGGUGUGACCUGUCAACGCUGGGACGCUCUCUCUCCUCACAUCCAUUCAUACACUCCGCACAACUAUAAAUGCAAGGAUCUGAGGGAGAACUAUUGCAGAAAUCCUGAUGGCUCUGAAAUUCCCUGGUGUUUCACCACAGACGCAAAAGUGCGCAAAGCUUUCUGUACCAACAUUCCCAGAUGCGAAUCAGAGAGCUCUGACAGCACAGAAUGUUAUGAAGACAACGGAGAGAGUUAUCGUGGCAAUUUGUCGAAAACGAGAUCUGGUAUUCCUUGCGGACUCUGGUCUGACCACACAUUCAGGAGAGACACCCGGUCAGCGAAGGCCAGCGCGGGUUUAGAGUUGAACUUGUGCAGGAAUCCAGACAGAGAUAAGCACGGGCCGUGGUGCUACACGUCCAACUCCUCCAUUCCCUGGGACUACUGCGGACUGGAGCGCUGUAAAUCAAUGUCAUCGGAUGACCAUCAAAUGAGUGGAGGACCAAAACCAUCUUGCUUUAUACAUAAAACCACACGGAUUGUUGGGGGAAUGCGAGUGCAGCGGGCAGAGGAUGGAAGUUGGGUGGUCAGCAUUCAGAAAGGGAACAGACACUGGUGCGGUGGCUCUCUCAUCAGAGAAGAAUGGGUUCUCACUGAUCAACAGUGCUUCUCCACCUGCGUUCCUGACCUCUCCGAGUACACCGUGCAGGUGGGGCUUCUUCAUCUCAAUGCAUCCGCCGGCACGCAGGCUCUCCGAAUCGCACAUGUGGUCUGCGGGCCCGAGGGAUCCAACUUGGCCCUGCUCAAACUCACAACGCCUGCCCCUCUCUCUGAGCAUGUGCGAACUGUUCAGCUUCCGGUCGCUGGCUGUGCUGUUGCAGAAGGCACUCUGUGUCUCAUGUAUGGAUGGGGAGACACUAAAGGCACAGGACACGAGGGCAGUCUGAAGAUGGUGGGACUUCCAAUUGUCAGCAACAAGAGGUGUUCACAAAGCCACAAUGGCAUCCUGCCCAUCACCGAGACCAAAAUCUGUGCUGGAGGCAAGAGAGAUCAGGGCGUUUGUGAGAAAGACUACGGUGGCCCUUUGGUGUGCCAGGAAGGAGAGAGCAAAGUGAUAGUUGGCGUCAGCAUCAACGGCCGUGGUUGUGCAGUAGCGAGACGUCCUGCUGUCUUCGUCAACGUGGCCUUCUACUCUGAAUGGAUCCGCAAGGUCUUCAAGUACUAUUCAGACAUGGAAAUAAGUUACUAGAUCUCCAUAUGUGGUAAAUAAGACUAAAUGGUUUAGCAUCUACAUCGUGAAGGACGAUUAGCAUUCAAACAUUUUGGAGGCUAAAGUUUGCUUUGGUGUAUAGAUGUUGCAUAAUAACCACUGGUACAGAAAAGGUGCAAGAUUAUCGAUGUGUUUGUGAACAAAUGAAGGAAAUGACAACAUCGGAACUUUUUUUAGGAGAUUGUUGUGGCUGGUGAGAAAUCAAGGACAGAUGAUGAAUGAACUGUGGCGUUCAUCCAUGUGAAAGCAGAUGUUGUUCUUAAUGUCAUUCCCUGGAAUUACUUGAAGACGACAUUUUCGGUUUUUGUUUUUUGCAGCUUGCUGAAUUUUACAGUGCUUUUAAGGACUAGAUUCAGUAUUACUGUUUCCAAAACACCUUUUUUAACAUUGGUUACUAAAGAAAUCAGAUUGCAAACCGCAAUAUGCGCUGCCGUUGGUUUAUAAACGCCUAUCUGGGGCAUUAUCAGACACUUCCAGAAUGUUUCGGUGAUGGUCUAACGUUUCGCACCUUGCCUUACUCCAGUUUGGAGAGAUUUUGUGGCUCCUUUGGGGCUGUUUUCUUUUUUUAUGUACUGCACUCUAAAGAGUGUGCUAAAAUGUCACUCUGUAGGUCUUAUAGAUCUGAAAUUACAAACAUUUGGAGGUCUUUUCUUUCACAUGGUGUAAUUUAUAUAUAUAUCUGUCGAAAUUUUAUACGCGGUAUUUAUUUAUACCUUUUAUAGAUGGACCCGAGCCGUGGCAUUUCAUCCUCCAGUAGUGUUUAUUGUGUUUAAUCUGGCGUGCAGAUUUGAAUCAUAACAUUUGUAAACAAAACAAACGGAUGAUAUGUCUUUGAAGGAAAAUAUUGGGUCAUAACAGAGCGCUUCGACUCAAAGACGACUCCCUGAAGGUUUAAAAGCCACACAUGCGGAGGGUCUUUUAAGAACAAGUUUAGCCAUGAGUGCAAAGAUACUUCAUCAAACUGCAGUACUGAAUAGAGUAACGCACAGGCAGGGUUUUUACAAGGUUUUUACAAGUACAAGAAUGUAUUUUGAUUUAAAUGUUGUGUUCGCUGUGUGUAUACAGAAAAGUGCCUGUUUUUGUGGCGUUUUAUUGAUUUUCGCAGUUAAUGUAAUUCCUCUUUGCGCUGCUGCCCUCAUUGGUCGUUUUAUUGAAUAUCUAGGCUGCUGUUAUUUUUGACAUUAUUUUUAGGACUGUUUUGUAUUUUCAACUUUUAAAAAUGUAUGUAAAUACAUCUGUGACAUUUUGUUUUUUUU